AAAAGACACGGUUAUUUUUGACACAGGCUGUGCCUCUUCUGAGAAACGCAGAGUUUGGAGUUCACGGUGAAAAGUACUGGGCAGGUCUGGUCAGAAGGCAGUGGGAUUGCCCGCAGAAGAACGAGCAUCCGUUACACGUCAUUUCAGUUUUGUAGAGACCAUGUGUGUUCAGACAUCAAAUCCUAAUUUCUGUAUUUCAGUUUAUUCUAUAUGGCACAGCUGGUUACACGCUGAGAGCCCAUCAAUGGACUUGGAAGCUAAAGAUGAAGAGGAAGAGAGUCUGCAAACAGCUUUCAAAAAGCUGAGAGUGGAUGCAGCAGGAUGUAUUGCAGCUCUGUCUGUGGGCGACGGGACAAUUCUCAGAACACCAGUAAGGGCAGCCAUGGAUGGAGCCAAGCAACAGACUGUCUGCUCAAAGGAAGCGUGGCAUGGGUGUGUGAGAAAGCCUUCCAGAGGAUCGGCAAGAGUCCCACGUCGCAGACGCUCCAAGUCUCCCGUCCUGCAUCCUCCCAAGUUUACGUAUUGCAAUAUGAAAGCCAACAACCAGCUGAAACACAAAACCCAGGCAGACACGUCAAAGGGUAGUAUCAGUUCAGACAUUUUUGUUACAGCAGAACACGGUACGAAGGACAGGCACGAUUCUCGCUUUGAGGCCAGUGAUGACAGAACCGAACCUUUGGAAGUUUUCACCACCGAAGAGCCUUUGGAGAAGUCAAGAGAGAGUUGCCCUACUCUCUCCUCGUCCUUUGAAACUACCUUGCAUUCUAGCCAAACCUCGGAUUUCCAGUCCUUAUCCAUGCUUAGCAGCGGCAAGCAGUGCCCUUGUACGGACAAGAAAUGCCAGUGCAAACAGUGGCGAACCAUGGAAGUGUACUCUUUCUCUGGCUUACGGAGCGUCCUGUCAGAAUGCGAAAAGGCAGUCCUAGGAGUCCAUGCCCAGUCUCUUCAAAAUAGAUCCCCCUGUGGGACAGUCUCAUCAGGUUCUCCUAGAUCUUGUUCUGAGCAAGCUCGAGCCUUUGUGGAUGACGUGACUAUUGAAGAUCUUUCUGGAUACAUGGAAUACUACUUAUAUAUUCCCAAGAAAAUGUCUCACAUGGCAGAAAUGAUGUAUACUUGACUGAAAGCAAUAGAGAGUCCUGGAUCAGAGUUUGUGAUAAUGGUUGGGUUAAAUGCCUUGUCAGUGCCAUGUUUUCACUGUUGUGUGUUUGAUCAAAUGUUUCUUUGCCUCAUACAGUUUAGUUUUCUAAUAAAAUGAAAAAUGGAAUAUAGUUUCCGAGCUUAGUUCUAAAAAGAAUGCACUCAAGUCUCUGAGUACCUUCACAAAAGCACUGUAGAUCAAAUGAACUCCCUUUAUUUUUCGGUUUGUGCUGUGGAUAUUCAAGCUCUGUAUGCUGUUUUCACUAUGUUUUGGGGCGG
This is a messenger RNA of Gymnogyps californianus (California condor), 1416 nucleotides long. RefSeq names its product oxidative stress-responsive serine-rich protein 1-like. The record is from RefSeq and is a predicted model, not a curated record. The coding region runs from base 161 to 1117 and encodes 318 amino acids. NCBI's taxonomy places the organism in Eukaryota, Metazoa, Chordata, Aves, Accipitriformes, Cathartidae. The transcript is spliced from 3 exons. Gene Ontology annotation, biological process: cellular response to hydrogen peroxide.